Molecule: messenger RNA, 1569 nt
Organism: Pleurotus ostreatus (oyster mushroom)
Lineage: Eukaryota; Fungi; Basidiomycota; Agaricomycetes; Agaricales; Pleurotaceae
Exons: 10
Coding region: 1-1569 (522 amino acids)
Biological process (GO): protein phosphorylation
Molecular function (GO): protein kinase activity; ATP binding
Source: RefSeq, a predicted model, not a curated record
AUGGCCGAAAUCAGGAGUCUUUCAGUUUGCAUAGAGGCGGCGUUGCAGAGGGACCCUACCUUUUUGGAGCACAAGGUGGAAAAGUCAGUGAAGACCAGCACUCAUACAUCGCAGGCAUCUGAGGUUCUCGCCGAAAAUGUCGAAAUGGAACACCUCGAUAUCCUGGAGCGUCUGCGAAGACGCUAUACCCAUACCAUAGGAUCGCUUGUAUUGGAUUUUGUCCCGGUGACAGCGCAGGGUCAAUUGUACUUUAAUUCAGCCACAUUGAUUUUCCAGGAUACUGAGGGUCUCAAUAUCAACGAGGUCAAUGAAAGUCACAUCAACAGCGCCCACCAAGCAAGGCUCCAGAUUGUGUUGCGGACGACUCGCUCGAUCGUAUACGAAUUGGCUGCUAGGAAUAAGGAAGAGGGAGCGGAGAUCAACCUGGAGGAGGUUAAAAGAAUGCUAAAAAAACUGGAAAUCAGGAUGAAAGGAAGGCUAACAAACGGUAUUUUCUCAGUAUUUCCAGACGAAGGCCUGACGCUCCGGUCGGACGAGGCUUCAAUUGAGGAGCUAUGCCUAAUGACUCUGGAGGACAAGACUAGUAAAGGGCUGGGGCAGGUCAUCGACUUUGAUGGGGUACAAGAGGGCGAUGUGCCCAAUUCGACCACCCUGCACGCCAUGAAGCAGGUUUAUACGCAGGUCGCCCUCUCAAAUGGCAGCCUCGGCCUGAUGACAGGGUUACGAAACGGCACCUGGGUCUACGGACACAACGAAGAGCCAAGGAGUGGAAAUCACAAAAGGAUCCUAUAUGCGACGAAGAACCUGACUAUGGAAGGACUUGGUGAUGCCGAGCGGCUGAAAGUCCUUCUUGAGGCGGAGAUAUUGUGUUUCUUGUAUGCUGUUCAUGGCACUGAGUUUGGAAGGACAAUCUUCUCAGAACCUUGCUUGGGCAUUUUGCGUUCCAAGGUCUCGGGAGACAUGUCCCUUUCCCUGGUGUUCCAGUGUCGAGAAUGCCAUGUUGUUCAUGUGGAUGUUGCUCUCUGUCCUUUGCCUUCGAAUCGCCGGUCCAUCCUUGCUUCGCACGGGCUGGAUCAAUCUCCACCUUUGGGCAUCGGAUCAUUUGGUGUCAGCUGGCGGCUCCCCCUUUUGCUUAAGACAGGCCAAGAACUUGGUCAAGGUGCACAUGGCGCGGUCAAAACCAUCCGUGGUAUGAAUCUUGUUGUCAAAAUCGGGAGCGCAGAUGUUAUCAGACAUGAAGCUUCUUUCUAUCUACGAGCCCGCCCCCAUCGCAACCUGCCCAUGGUUGCUGACUUCGGCGCAUUCGACAUCGAUGGUUCAAACAGGUGCGCCCUUGUACUGGAGCUUGCUAGGCCUGUGGAUGACGCUUCCGUGGACCCAUACGAAAUUUCCAAGGCCGUAGAUGACCUCAACACUCGACUUCGUAUUCACCAUCACGAUAUAUCCCUUGCAAAUAUGGUGAGAGGUAUCGCCGAUGGGAAGCUCAAGAUUAUCGAUUUUGCGGAGGCUGUGGAUGCAGAGGACUGCGAUAAAAACUGUGACCGCGAUUAUAUCAAAGUAGGGGCCUAA